AUGAUAAAGCUUCUUUUGCUAACUCUCACAACACUCUGCCUCAGCCAAGAAAUCUCCUCACUAAUUUCUCAGCACACUGAGCUUGAAAAGAAACUCCAUGAAAUCGAGGACAUUCUUCACAAAGUUAAUGAGCUUACUUCAGAAACCUAUCUAAAAUCACUUAAUAUACAAGUAAACAAGCUUAAAGACGACAUGCUAAGAACAGACCAAUCCUUAAGUGUUUUAGAAAAAACCACAGAAGAAAUGACAAAAGGUCAUAAAGAGUUUAAUAAAACCUAUGCAAAUGAAAUGAUGCUUUCUUUAGGAAAACUUGAAGAAAGAAUUGAAAAAGUUGACAAUAGGAUUAAAACUCUGGAUUUUCAGAAAAUCAUUGAAAAAAUUGAAAUUGGGCUGAACGGGCUUGCAACACAGGACAAUCAAGUGAAAAACUCAAUCCUUAAGGUAAAAGAGCAGACUGAAUAUUUAGAAGUGAUUUUAGCAAGGGAGUCAAAUUUUAUAUGGGUUUACAUAUUAAUGGGAUUUAUUAGCCUUAUUUCAAUUUUAAGCUGGUUUUUGAUACAUAAAGCUGAAGAAAAAGAAAUUUAA
This is a messenger RNA of Blepharisma stoltei, 585 nucleotides long. NCBI's taxonomy places the organism in Eukaryota, Ciliophora, Heterotrichea, Heterotrichida, Blepharismidae. The record is from the annotation of a GenBank genome assembly.